CUCCCAUUCCGGCCCCAUUCCUUCUUUAGACGAUGAAUCCGGCCAACUCUCCCGUUCUUCUUCCUCCUCGACGGCGAAAUAGACGGCAAUUCGUCCUUCCGAUCGUGUCUCCGGCAGAGAAAAUUGAUGUCGGAGGAGGUGCAGAGGUGGAAGCCAACCGGCGGCGGUACUGCGCUCAUCCGGCACCGUAGUGGUCGGGGGAAGGUCUUGUGGAGAAGCAGAGGAGGCGGUGGUGGCUGUAUUAGUUCCCGGCCAGAAAGUGAUGGCGGCGGUGGUUAUAACUGUUAUCCAUGCCCACAAGUUGUUGGCUAGGGUUUGGAACAAGUAGACUUCACGAUCUUGAGGUCUGUCUUCUCUGUGUUAGACGAAGAAGAAGAAGAAGAAGAAGAUUUCUAUUUACAUUAUCAACAAGUCUGGAGGCUUAAUCUUCUUCUACAAGGAUUAUGGAGGAUACGAACGAUAGCUUACGGUUGGCCAGCCAAUUCGAUUGUGCUGUAGGGAUUGAACUUCUUCAAUCCGAUACAAUUCAAUUCCAAUCACUUACAGGAAAAAUAGAAAAGGGGAGUCUCCUCCUCAGUCUCUGUAUAUUUGGGAAAGAUUUUAAGCAUGUAAAGAAGUUUCUAGGAUGCGACAUAAUCUCAUUCUACUAUGGAAAUAAAUUCUAUGAGAGCGAUGAAUAUCGUAAAUGGUCAGAUUGCAAGAAAGCUGUAAAGGGGACGAUAUUUUUAGGGAAAUGGAUUUUCAACGGCUUCAGAUUGGAAGAACUGUUGAAUCGUUUGUCUACGCAUGUGUCAGAAGAAGGUGAAAAAUCUAUAUCCCAGGCUUCUAAAUUGUUCAAAGAUAGGAAGAUGACAUUGGUAGAAUUCGUCUUAACCUUAAAAGAUAUUACUGGUACGAAGAAUUUGGUAGAAGCAGUGGCGAUAGGAAAAGGAAAGAAAGAUCUAACAAGAAUGAUGAGAGGGCCUCGGAAAAGAAAACUUGAUCUCCCGGAUGGACUAACAUGUUUUUCUUCUCUUACGCCUGCCCAAAUUAUUGAAUUUUUAAGUGGAUCAGAUAUCCAUAAAAGGAAGGGUGCGCAGAAUGAUGGUUUAUUUUGGGAAGCUGUUUGGCCUCUUUUGCUUGCACGAGGGUGGCAUUCGGAACAGCUGAGAUCAUGGUAUACCAAAACAGAAUCUCUAGUAUUUUUAGUUCCAGGGGUUGCAAAGUUCUCGAGAAGAGGGGGAUUAGUAAAAGGAAUGCACUAUUUUGAUUCAGCUCUGGAUGUCUUGAACAAGGUUUUCUCGGAUCCUAGCCUUCUAGAGGCUGUUAAGGAGGAGGAGGAGCCACUAAAAGAGUGUGAAAAUCAUGAUUCGAUUAGCCUGUUUUGUAAUGUGGUGGACACUAUUAAUCAUAUAGAUUCUGAAAACGGAAUGGAUCCUAUCCUUCUAGAGGAGGUUGAUGGGAGCAGUUCUGAGCCUGAGCCUGCUAAGAAACAACAGAAGAAGAUGUCAGAAGAACCGCGUCCAUUGUUUGACCUUAAUUAUCCUCCUCCAGUGUUGUUUGACCUUAAUUAUCCUCCUCCAGUGCCAGACGGUUUCGAUCCAUGUGGCAUUUUUUUGACGAAGGAUGAAGACGGCUUGGAUUGUAAUGAACCAAAGAAACCAUCGGAUGAGGAGGAGCAGACGACGACGGUGCAGGCUAUUGAGAAUGGUGUGGGCAGAGGAAGAGUGGUAGGAGGAGUCCUCCAACUGCAAGAGUAAUGGAAGCUUUAGUUGAUGGGUCUUUGAUAACAGCAGGCCGUCCUACCAUCAAAUCUAAACUAACUUUCACCUAAAUUUCUUCAUUCCUUAAUUUGUGACAGACUUUUCCUGGUCUAAAGUGGGCAUUCUAGAAUUGUGAAUAUUUUGUUUAAGUUAAGAGGAUUUUAUUUCAUAUUUUUAGUUAUAAUGUAUGAAUUUUGGAUGC
This is a messenger RNA of Impatiens glandulifera, 1944 nucleotides long. RefSeq lists its product as uncharacterized. NCBI's taxonomy places the organism in Eukaryota, Viridiplantae, Streptophyta, Magnoliopsida, Ericales, Balsaminaceae. Gene Ontology annotation, molecular function: transcription corepressor activity. The transcript has 4 exons. The record is from RefSeq and is a predicted model, not a curated record. Gene Ontology annotation, cellular component: nucleus. Bases 444 to 1739 code for a protein of 431 amino acids.